UGAUAUUCAUUACAUUCUUAACUUUAUAAGUCACUGACCAUCCUAAGUUGUCAUAAAUACAAUUGAGCUAUGUGAACUUAGUAUUAUUUCAGAACUUUAUCAAUUGAACAAUUGAAUAUCAACAGCAGAUCUAGAGGAGAAAAGCUUGAGGAGUUUUUAUCAGUCUUGAGAGACUAUUAUACUCUCUUUUUGAGAAUAACUCCAUAUUGAGAAUAACUUCAACAAAAAUGCAACAAAGUCAAAAAGUUAGCACAAAUGAUGUGCUAGUGCAAUCAACAUUCAGGAAAGUUAAAAGUGUACAUAAAAAUCACAGCUCUCAUUCUAAAUCUUCACCAGUCCCACUAUCAAUAUCUCUCAAUGGGGGGGCUGCUCUUACAAGAGCUCGGUUAACUCGACAUUCAUCUCUGCCAGUCAGCAGAAAUCAAUCUUCUCCUUCCACUGUAUCUUUUACUAUUGGAGAAGGUACAGGUAGUACUACAUUAGCACCAGAUGCUAGUACAUCAUCAGGCUCAACACUUGAUAGGAGAUUAUCAAGAAGACUAUCAGAAAGUGCAUCAUUACCAAUGAAACAAGAAUGGGAUCGCAUUAGUAGUAGUAGGCCACGUGGUUCCUUACCUACAAUACAGCAUCAUUUAAGUUCAUAUUCAUCACGUAUUGCAUCUAAGAGCUUUUGGAGCAUUGAAAUGCUAAUGGAUAGAGAGAGGGAGAUGAGUGAGACACAUUCCACCAAAAGCCUACCCUCAAUCAGUAAUGAACCUUGCACUGCAGCUUCUAAUAAUAAAGGAAUCAUGCCAACCACUGGUCAAAUGAUGGAGCUGAAGCAUUCAAAGAGUGAUAUACAUCUUGAGACAAGAGAUUUGUCACCUGUUACGUUGAAAGGAGCAGUAAAGUCAAAACAAAACCAGACAUCAUCUACUGCAGCUGCAUCGCUUAAAAGUAAAAGAAGGAUCUCACUCCAACAUUUGCCUCCAACGACUAAGAAAUGAACUGAUAAACUUAAUUCAUGCACACACAUACAUUUUUUUUUAAAUCUCAUUUCAAUUGCCAUUUGAUUUGCAUCAUA
Amphimedon queenslandica is the source of this 1063-nucleotide messenger RNA. RefSeq lists its product as uncharacterized. Lineage: Eukaryota; Metazoa; Porifera; Demospongiae; Haplosclerida; Niphatidae. The transcript has 2 exons. The record is from RefSeq and is a predicted model, not a curated record. The coding region runs from base 228 to 986 and encodes 252 amino acids.